CUCACUCUGCGCGCCACCGGGGAAGGUGGCUCACAGCCAUGGCCGCGGCGAACCCCUGGGACCCGGCUACCGCGCCAAACGCUGCUGGGCUACUGCUGGGCCAUUUCAUUACAUCGGAGUUGGUUACUGAGGAAAUGUUAAAUAUAUCUAAGAAAUCAACUUCUUGCUUUGUGAACUUCUCCAGACUACAGCAGAUCACAGAUAUUCAAGCUGAAAUCUACCAGAAAAACCUGGAAAUUGAACUCCUAAGCCUAGAAAAAGAUGCAGCAGAUGUUGUCCAUCCUUCCUUUUUGGCUCAGAAGUGUCAUAGUCUGCAAAGCAUGAAUAAUCAUUUGGAAGCAGUGCUAAAAGAAAAGCGGUCCCUCAGGCAAAGACUGUUGAAACCCAUGUGCCAAGGAAACUUGCCUGUUGAAGCUGUUUAUCACAGAUACAUGGUGCAUUUGCUGGAAUUGGCAGUAACUUUCAUUGAGCGAUUAGAAGAUCAUCUUGAAACAAUUAGAAAUAUCCCUCAUUUAGAUGCAGAUCUAAAGAAAAUGAGCACAGCUUUAGCAAAGAUGGAUAUUUUGGUGACUGAGACAGAAGAACUGGCAGAGAAUGUACUCAAGUGGCGAGAACAACAAAAGGAAGUUUCCUCUUAUAUCCCCAAAAUAUUAGCUGAAAAAAAUUCUCUUCAUAAACAUGAUGUUAUAGUGCCUCCUUUACCUCUUACUUCUAAAGUUAAUGUUCAAACUAUUAAUGCCAAGUAAUUAUCAACUGUUUAUUUUUAUUUAAUUAUAUGUAAUUGUGUGAAGCCCAUUUCUAGGCAAUUAUAACACAGGUAUUUAUAGACUUUGCCAGUAGUCAACCUGAAAGAGCCCUCUUUAUAUUGAAAUACUAAGAUUCCAAGUUCAUUAAGACAAAACUGAAUUUUCUUUUGUUUUCCAUGUAUUUUUGUUCCAGUUUUCAGUAAAGCUCAAAUGUAAGUAUGGCAGUUUAUUAACAUGAGUGCAUUAACCAUAUCUUAGGUAGCAGACUUUAUUAUGUUUUUUAAAAAUGCAUGUUUUUGAAUUAGAAGAGUCUAGAAUCUCAAAGUAUGUUGAUUAUUCCUGUGGGAUUGUCACUAAGUGUGCAGAAGAAUAACAGCAGAUCAGACUUCGAUCCUUUGAAAGGCCUGGUUGAAAAGUUGGACCUUGGCUGGCAUCUGGAAACUUAGAUUCCAAGAGGCUUCCUUCCACUCUUGUCAGUUAGAGUUGCUUUCUGUGACUAAGGUGUUUGUACAGUGUGGUUUGUGUUAACACAUGCUUUCUUCCCGGGAAUCUAGAAUUUGGAUCUAUGCUAGGCAGGAUGUACCUAUGUGAAUAGCCCACAAUAACAACCCUGGCACAGCUUGUUUGUUUUGUAUUGAUUUGGCCCUGCUGUGUGGCUUGUGGGAUCUCAGUUCUCCAAGCAGGUAUUGAACCCGGGCUGUUGGCAGUGAAAGCAUGGAGUCCUAACCACUGAGCUGGAGUUCCCUGGCGCGGUAUCGUUUGCUUCUGUUUGUUUGUUUGUUUUUGGCACUGCAUCUUUAAUGAGGUUUUAUGGUAGACAACCUUUCACACAUGGCACAAUUCAGUUGCUGGAGGAAUUAAGCACAUCCUGUGGGACUCUAUUGGCAAAGGACUCUGGAAGUUUGUGCCUGCUUUCCCCCCAGACUUUGCCCUGUACACCUUUCGCUUUGCUCUUCUGCUCUGAAUGCUUUUGCUGGAGUAAAUCAUAGCUAUGAGUACAGUGAUGUGCUGAGUCCUAUGAGUCCUCCAAGCAUCUCAUCAAACCAGGGUGGCAAGGAGAGAGGUUAUGGGGACCUGACAUGUGAAGCAGUUCCAGAGGGUAUUCACUGGCAGCCUUAGAAACAGGCCAAAAAGCAAAGUAGAGCAAAGAAAAGAAAAAGGCACAUUAUGGUAAAACUUUGAGAGGUUUUACCUCACAAAUUGCUCAGAUAUUUUACAUAUCAGAGUUUGUUAUGCAUACAAAAGAGACUGGUAUACUAAGUCUUAGGAUGUAUUUAUUUGUAUCAGGAGUAAAACUACUCUUGGCUUCUUUUCAGACUUAGGGUUCUCUUUUGCUUUAAAUGUAUGCUUCAGUAUUUUUAUGCUGUUGCAUUCUCUAUCACCGGAAUUCACUCAUCCUUGUAUUCAGCACACUCUUAAAGACAAGAAGACCUCAACAUAGUGGAUGAGUUAAGUAGUUGUCCAUAAGGAAACAGUAUCAUUACCCAAAACUAUCCUGCUAAAACAACAUGUUUUGAAGCCUGUUUUGCUGACCGUUGCAACUGGGGUAUAGAAGAGUUGUCAUAAUGUCUUGAAUAUUGCUGAACAUUGCCUAGACACUUUAAGCAAAACUUUUAGUUGCAUUUCAUUAGAAAUCCGUUCAAGCCCAUUCUUGGUUUCAAACAUCUUACUAGGCAUUUUCUUCAUGUAAUUUCAUAUAUGUAUAUAUGAGGAUAUAUAUUUUUUAUGUCACAGUUAUUGAUAUAUAUGAUUUAAGUAUUAUUUUUGUCUUUUUUUUUGUCUUUUAUGUCUUUUUCAAAAUAAACCUUUAGUUUCUAACUAAAA
Capra hircus (goat) is the source of this 2570-nucleotide messenger RNA. RefSeq names its product HAUS augmin like complex subunit 2 (gene HAUS2). The record is from RefSeq and is a predicted model, not a curated record. Gene Ontology annotation, cellular component: mitotic spindle microtubule; HAUS complex; centrosome. The coding region runs from base 39 to 746 and encodes 235 amino acids. Gene Ontology annotation, biological process: centrosome cycle; spindle assembly; microtubule nucleation. NCBI's taxonomy places the organism in Eukaryota, Metazoa, Chordata, Mammalia, Artiodactyla, Bovidae. The transcript is spliced from 6 exons.